UUUUGUGUGACUCUAGGCCGGAAGUUGUUGGUGGCUACGUUGAUUUUGAGGCACUUUAUCAUUAGACCACUGUUGUGCAAAUUUGGCCGAACGCAGGUGGAAAAAAAUGUCGUUUUGUUCCUUCUAUGGUCGGGAGGUUUACAAAGACCACUUCAAACCAGGAAUUUACGCGUGUGCAAAGUGUGACCAUCAUCUUUUCACCAGCCGCUCCAAGUUUGAACAUUCAUCUCCUUGGCCCGCCUUCACGGAGACCGUGCAUCAAGACAGUGUGGCCAAACAUCUGGAGAGACCUGGAGCCUUCAAGGUGUCAUGUGGCAAGUGUGGAAAUGGCCUCGGCCACGAGUUUGUCAACGACGGGCCGGCCAGAGGCUUGUCUCGUUUUUGAAUAUUCAGUAGCUCACUGAAAUUCAUCCCUAAAGGGGCAGUACAAUACACAGACAAACGAAUACAUUUGCAGCUUGACUCAGCAAGCUGCAGUCUAAAAUGGUUUUCAAAGAGGAGAAAGCCAACAAAGUUGAUGGAUAGCAAAGUGAGCGCACAGGAGGAAAUGCUGCUUGAUGCGUAAACGUUUCUGGAUGCCCCAAAAUGUGUGGACAGCGAAUGAAGCGCUCUGGGGAAAAGCCCAAUGGGAACACCAGAGUUCGGAUGGACAGUGGCCACUCUGAACUGCAGCAACAAAGAGCUUUUUAUUUUAAUGUUUAAGAUUCAGGAAAACAAUGCUUGGCUAACCUUUACACUAGGUCUUUAAGUUAUUGUAUUUGGUGAUGAAUUUGAUACUUAAACUAUAUUUUCUCCCUUCUCACAAUAUUAACACUUAAAUCUUCAGUUGGGGGCAGUUAUGUGAAACCAUGCACUGAAGCAACAUAAUAUUUAAAACUUUACUUUGGUAACCUAAUAUUUAAAACUUUACUUUUGUCUUGAUGAAAACAAGCACAGCUUUGCUUCUUGAAUAAAUAUAUUUAAUUAACCAA
Molecule: messenger RNA, 971 nt
Organism: Syngnathus typhle (broad-nosed pipefish)
Lineage: Eukaryota; Metazoa; Chordata; Actinopteri; Syngnathiformes; Syngnathidae
Product: methionine-R-sulfoxide reductase B1-A-like
Exons: 5
Molecular function (GO): peptide-methionine (R)-S-oxide reductase activity
Source: RefSeq, a predicted model, not a curated record